Cucurbitaria berberidis CBS 394.84 is the source of this 984-nucleotide messenger RNA. RefSeq names its product palmitoyl-protein thioesterase 1 precursor. The transcript has a single exon. Gene Ontology annotation, molecular function: palmitoyl hydrolase activity; thiolester hydrolase activity. The record is from RefSeq and is a predicted model, not a curated record. NCBI's taxonomy places the organism in Eukaryota, Fungi, Ascomycota, Dothideomycetes, Pleosporales, Cucurbitariaceae. Bases 1 to 984 code for a protein of 327 amino acids. Gene Ontology annotation, cellular component: lysosome.
AUGCUGCACCUACUUCCACUCUCAACGCUCCUGCUAAUUACAUCGACCCUCGCCUCUCCCCUCUCGCGAACAGACUCGAAGCCACUCCCCCUUCUCAUAUGGCAUGGCCUAGGCGACAACUACGCCGCCGAUGGCCUCCACACGGUUGGCGACCUCGCAAACGAAACGAACCCAGACACAUAUGUAUACUACAUCCGUCUCGAUGAGGAUGCAGAUUCAGACCGAACAGCAACCUUCCUCGGCAACGUCACGGCGCAAAUAGCCCAAGUUUGCGAAGACAUCGCAACGCACAAAGUCCUCUCCAAAGCCCCCGGGCUAAACGCGCUAGGCUUCUCGCAAGGUGGGCAGUUUCUCCGCGGCCUCAUAGAACGCUGUGGCGACACCGUGAAGAUUAAAAACCUCGUAACGUUUGGCAGCCAGCACGACGGCAUUACCAAAUACCAGAUCUGCAAAGACGGGGACUGGCUAUGUAAGAGCUAUGUUGGCUUGUUGAAGGCGAAUACGUGGGGUACAUGGGUGCAGGGUCAUCUCGUUCCAGCGCAGUACUUCAAGUCGACGAAUGAAACCACGGGCGCGCCGACGGAGGAGUAUCUGCACAACAGCAAUUUCCUCGCCGAUAUCAACAAUGAGCGUGUCCUCAAGAACGUCACGUAUGCGAAGAAUCUGGCGGAGCUGGAUAACUUUGUCAUGUAUCUGUUCGAGGAUGAUACGACGGUCAUUCCCAAGGAGAGCGGCUGGUUCGCUUAUACGAAUUCGACGAAUGGUGAGGUUACUGGGCUGCGGGAUCGCGCGAUUUACAAGGAGGAUUGGAUUGGGCUUAAGAAGUUGGAUGAGAGGGGUGCUCUGCACUUUGAGACGACCAAGGGUGGUCAUAUGCAGCUUAGUGAUAAAGUGUUGAGGAAUGUCUUCAAGACGCACUUUUCGCCCGAGAAGGCGAGCUGGAGCGGUCUUUGGGAGGAGCUGCAAGAAGUCAUUGAGCUGUAA